Odontomachus brunneus is the source of this 438-nucleotide messenger RNA. RefSeq lists its product as uncharacterized. The transcript has a single exon. The record is from RefSeq and is a predicted model, not a curated record. Lineage: Eukaryota; Metazoa; Arthropoda; Insecta; Hymenoptera; Formicidae. The coding region runs from base 73 to 438 and encodes 121 amino acids.
UAUUUACAAGUGAUAAUACGAUAUUAACGGGAUCUGUGUGGACAAAGUCGAAGAAGAACAAGGAAAGCUGAAAUGCGCCCGUUGAGAUUCACACUCGCGAUCUGCACGCUCGCUGGAUUCUGGCAACCACCAUCGUGGACAUCGCUGUUCCAACAUGUCGCCUAUAAAACUUACGCGAUGUUUCUCAUCUCCUCGUUAUAUACGUUCUCGAUCUCUCAAUUCAUGAACAUCAUGCUGAAUGUCGAUAAUUCCGACGAACUCACUGAGUCGAUGUACAUGAUGCUGACCGUAUUCGUCGCGGGCUACAAACAAGUUUGCAUAUGGAUGGACCGUAAGAAUGUCACGUGGAUGAUCAACGUGCUCACCGGGAAAACAUUCAGUCCGUCGGAAUCGGACGAGGUGACGAUCCGACGGAAGUUCGAUAAGAAGAUACAGUAA